AUGGUUGGUUAUGGCGAAACUAUUAAAGGAUAUAGAAUAUACUUCUCACAUAGGAAUGAUGUAGAACUCAAACGAGAUGUAGUUUUCUUAGAAAAAGAUCAAAACUAUAGUAAAAUCGAGGAAAAAUUGAACUAUACAGAAGAAAAUAAUGACAAAAGUAAUGAGUUGCAUAAUGAAUCGGAAACUACAUCAGCGAAUCUCAAUGAAACUAUGGUGAUUGCGAGUAUGUCCGAAGAGUCUGGAUCUGAAUACGGUCCAUGUGAAUCAAGUAACUACUCAGUCGAACCGAUUGAUGAGGUCUGCCAAAGAGAACCCAGCAAACGAAUUAGGAAUCUACCUGUUUACUAUUAUUGCCAAAAUGUGCAUACCGAACAAUGUGAACCUGUCACUUAUGGUGAGGCUAUGGUGAUACCGGGAGUAAUAGGUCAGACUCCACCAAGUGCUGUUGAUACCUCCACGUCUGCAGAAAUACCCAACGAUCCAGUUACUAAUGAAUAA
Molecule: messenger RNA, 498 nt
Organism: Parnassius apollo (apollo)
Lineage: Eukaryota; Metazoa; Arthropoda; Insecta; Lepidoptera; Papilionidae
Source: the annotation of a GenBank genome assembly